Messenger RNA from Echinops telfairi (small Madagascar hedgehog), 4727 nucleotides. It is a transcript of the gene HPS5, whose product is annotated as HPS5 biogenesis of lysosomal organelles complex 2 subunit 2. NCBI's taxonomy places the organism in Eukaryota, Metazoa, Chordata, Mammalia, Afrosoricida, Tenrecidae. Gene Ontology annotation, cellular component: cytoplasm. The transcript has 23 exons. Gene Ontology annotation, molecular function: protein binding. Gene Ontology annotation, biological process: developmental pigmentation. The record is from RefSeq and is a predicted model, not a curated record. The coding region runs from base 726 to 4085 and encodes 1119 amino acids.
UCUCACAAGAAUGAUAUAUUCUGACAAAUCAACCAAUCAAAAAUUCUUGUUCAAAGUUGCUGAUAGUAUUAUAUGUAACCAAACCCAAACCCAAACCCACUGCUAAUAGUGUUGAUUCUAAUUUAUUCUGAUCCUAUUCUAUAUAAGUUCUCUGAAAUCUUCAUUGCUUGAGAUUAAUUAUUUUAAAUCUUCACUAGCACUAUAAUUGAAAUAAUUCAAAAUUCACCAUAAGUUAAAUGCAUGAAUUCUGCAGCUGUCCUUAUUCAAUAUCUAACUUUCACAUAUGGGUGGGAUAAUUGAAAAUAUCAUGGCUUGGGUCAGGCCCACCUUAGGCCUCAAAGUGAUCUUUUGCUCUUUAACUCUUUGAAGAGGUCUAGUGCAGUAUAUUUGCCCAAUGCAUUAUGUCCUUUUUGCUUUAUUGCCUUGUUCUGUUUGCAUUAUUGCCUCUUUGUCCAGGUAAAGAUUGUGCAUGAGUACAGUGAGUGUUCUGGAAUUCCAGUUCUUCUCAUAGUUUGUUAUGAUCCACACAGUUGAAUGCCUUGGCAAAAUCUGUAAAACCCAAGCAAACAUCUUUCUGAUAUUCUCUGCUUUCAGCUAAGAGCCGUCUGACAUCACUGAUCUCCCUCGGGUCAUGUCAUCUUCUGAAACUGGCUUGAAUUUCUCGCAGCUCCCUGUCAAGGUGGGAAACUGUCUGUCAGGAAACAUAGUUUCAACUCCUUGGCUCCAUGGCUCUUGUGCCAGUGAUUCCAGACGCCCACAGCCAUGUGCUCGCUGAGUUUGAGUGUCUGGAUCCAUUACUGUCCACCCUGAGGCUUGACUCCGGUCGUCUGAAGUGCACGAGCCUCGCUGUCUCUCGCAAGUGGCUGGCGUUGGGCAGCUCAGGAGGAGUCCUCAAUCUCAUCCAGAGGGAAGGCUGGAAGCACAGGCUUUUCCUUUCCCAUAGGGAAGGUGCAGUUUCUCAGGUUGCCUGUUGUUUACAUGACGAUGAUUAUGUUGCUGCAGCUACCAGUCAAGGUUUUGUAGUAGUUUGGGAAUUAAAUCAAGAGCGUCGUGGGAAACCGGAACGAAUUUAUGUGUCUUCAGAACACAAAGGCCGAAGGGUUACAGCUCUCUGCUGGGAUACAGCUGUCCUUAGAGUCUUUGUAGGUGAUCAUGUGGGGAAAGUGUCUGUCAUCAAACUCAACACUUCUAAACAAGCAAAGGGAGCUGCUACCUUUGUGAUGUUUCCUGUUCAGACGAUCACGACCGUCGACUCGUCCAUUGUGCAGUUAGACUAUUUGGAUGGAAGACUACUUAUAUCUUCACUUACUCGAUCUUUCUUAUGUGACACUGAAAGAGAGAAGUUUUGGAAAAUUGGCAACAAGGAAAGAGAUGGAAUGUAUGGAGCUUGUUUCUUCCCAGGGAGGUGUUCUGGGGGACAGCAGCCCCUGGUCUAUUGUGCUCGCCCUGGCUCCAGGAUGUGGGAAGCGAACUUUGAUGGGGAUGUUAUAAGUACGCAUCAGUUCAAGAAACUCCUCUCAUCACCACCUCUCCCUGUGAUUAAUCUAAGAUCUGAACCUCAGUAUGAUCCAACGGUUGGACCCUCCCAGUCUCUGUCUUUCCCCAAACUCUUGCAUCUUAGCGAGCACUGUGUGCUGACUUGGACAGAGAGAGGAAUUUACGUUUUCAUUCCUCAGCAUGUUCAAGUUCUCCUUUGGAGUGAAGUAAAAGAUAUUCAGGAUGUGGCUGUCUGCAAGAAUGAACUGUUCUGUUUGCACCGCAAUGGGAAGGUGUCACAUCUUUCCUUGUUGUCUGUGGAACGCUGUGUGGAACGCCUGCUAAGGAGAGGCCUGUGGAACCUGGCUGCUCGGACUUGCUGUCUUUUCCAGAAUUCUGUCAUUGCCAGUAGAGCGAGGAAAACUUUAACUGCAGAGAAAUUGGAGCAUUUGAAAUCUCAGCUGGACAUGUCUAGCUGCAGUGAUCUAAUUUCUCAACUAGACGAAUUGAUCGUAAAAUUUGAACCUUUGGAUUCCGCUUGCAGCAGUAGAAGAAGUUCCAUUUCAUCACAUGAAAGUUUCAGCAUCUUGGACUCUGGUAUUUAUCGUAUUAUUAGUAGUAGAAGAGGCAGCCAGUCCGAUGAAGACUCUUGUUCCCUUCACAGUCAAACCCUCUCAGAAGAUGAGAGACUUAAAGAACUCACCUCCCAGCAGGAAGAGGACCAGCCGGAGCAGUGUUGUGGCUCACAUGGAAGUGAAGUGGCGUGUGAUGUAGAUAAGAAUGAAACUUUCCUCCCCUUCGGCGUCCCGUUGUCAUUUCGUUCUGCAUCUCCUCUCGUGUCUCUUCAAGCUGUCAAGAAAAGUGUUUCCAGUUUUGUGCGUAAAACUACUGAGAAGAUCGGCACCCUUCACACCAACCCUGAUCUGAAAGUGAGGCCAGAACCCAGUGGAGAUGAGCUGUCCUGUGAAGAGGAUGUGAGUCCAGUCACCUGCCCAAAGGAGGGCGACACUGAGGGGGAAAAAGAGAUAACUCGUCAGCCUCCAGAGGAAGACUGGCUCCAGGAACUCAAAGCUGCAACAGCAGAAGCAAUGACCAAGCUGCAGGACCCACUGGUGUUAUUUGAACCCAGGUCUCUGAGAAUGGUUUUACAGGCGUGGCUCCUGCAGUUAGAAACAGCAUUUGCUGCGGAGGACUUUCCAGACUUCUCGAACCCCAGCCGCUCGGGUGUAACAGCUGACCAGGAUGUGCUCCAAACCGAUGAGUCAAAAAAGGGACUGUUAGAUGAUGGCGGUGACAAAGAAAAAAGGGAUGCUGUAGACAACGAAGAAAUUGUUGAUCCAACAGCUUGCGAAUCUGCACGUAGUCUGAGGGAGCCCCCAGCUCACCUGUAUCGAAUAGAUUCUCCAUGCCUCAUAGCAAACGGCCUUCAGAAGGACCUGGCCGAACUCACAACCCUGUGCUUGGAGUUGAGUGUUUUGAGCACUAAGAUGGAAUGUACAAGAGGACACAUGGACCACACUUUGCAACAGAGCUCUCAGGAAACUCUGGCUUGUCGCUUUCUGAAGAAGUACUUUUUCCUCCUGGACUUGAAAAGAGCAAAGGAGAGUAUCAAGCUUAGUUACGCCAACAGCCCUUGUGUUUGGGAUAUGUUUAUUGAAGGAUUGAAAGAAAUGGCAAGUUCCAACCCCACUUUCAAGGCCAUGGCAGAAGGAGACCUACCAACAAGAUUAAAGUUCCUGGAAGACUCAGACCUUUUUGAUAGUCCUUUGCUCAUUGUUUAUGCUACCCGGUUGUAUGAGACGUUUGGGGAAUCUGCCCUUCGGUCCUUAACCAGGUUUUACCCAUCCAUUUUGCCUUCGGAUAUCAUGCAACUUUGUCGUAAUCAUCGCGCUCAAUUUUUGGCCUACUUAGACAGCCUGGUGAAAUCCAGGCCUGAAGAUCAAAGGCCAUAUUUCCUUGAGUCCCUUCUGCAACCAGAGUCUGUAAGAGUGGAUUGGCUGCAUUUGGCAGUGUCCCACGAGGCUCCGCCACGCACAAGCACUGUGGAUGAUGAAGGACAUCCCAGGCCUCAUUCACACUUACUUUCGUGGGGCUACUCUCAGCUGAUCCUUCAUCUAAUUAAACUUCCUGCAGAUUUUGCAACCAAAGAGAAAAUGACUGACAUCUGUAGGUCUGCCGGUUUCUGGCCUGGAUACCUAACUCUCUGUUUGGAGCUAGAGAAGAGAAGAGAGGCCUUCACUAACAUUGUGCACCUGCAUGACAUGAGUCUGAUGGAAGGUUGGAUUCCAGAGACUUUGGGAGAAUGGAAGUUUCUCUUACAGCUUGUACAGAACAAGAGUACAAGGCCAGCCUCUCAGGAGUCAUCAAAUGGGCACCUUGGAGAUGGGCCUUCCCCCAUCAACGUGGAGAAUGUGACCCUCCUGUUGGCUAAGACAAUGGGCCCCGAUCGGGCCUGGUCUCUGCUACAGGAUUGUGGUUUGACCCUUGAAUUAUCAGAGAGGUUUACAAGAACCUGUGAUAUCCUGAGGAUUGCCGAGAAAAGGCAGAGAGCCUUGAUACAAAGCAUGCUGGAAAAAUGUGACCGGUUUCUCUGGUCCCACCAGGCAUAGUGGAAGAUUGAGCACCGCAUCGUGAUGUUUUGAAAAAAUGGAAUGAGCUCUCCGAAUGCAUUUGUUAUUUAAGAGAUGCACUCUUGAAAACACUCCUCCUUUAUGUGGGGGAUUCUGUCGUUGUCUGCAACUCUGGCGUCUAUGGCUCUACCGUGGAGCCCAGGGUCUCGCAACCUAAAUCAGAUUUUCACAGGAUUCAGUCCUGGUUUCCUGAAAUGAAGUGCUCUGGGAGCAGACUGUGGAUGUUCCCCAGUGUGUACUCCUUCGGAGCCUCUGGUCUGGGGAUUUAUUUUUCUACUCUGGCUUCUAGGUAGGGAGCAGAAAUUUCUAGUCCUGGUCAUGUGAAAACAGUUUUUGUUGUUAACCAGGAUGGAAUUCUUUUUUAUAUCUUGCCUGGCACUGUCUUAAGAAUUACUGGACUAGAACAGCCCAGUUUUAUUGAAUUAGCACAUAAAUACUGAAGAUUUAAAUCAAGAAGUUUAAAAUAAUGUAGCAUCAUACUUACAUUUUUCUCAUUUUAAAAUAUAAUUGUCCCCAUAUGGAUUUGACAUUUUUCUGACCUGAACCCAUAUAUCAAAACCAAAUUCAAGUGCUAUCAAGUCGAUUCAGAUUCAGCGACCCAAUAGAGUAGAGUAGAACUGU